AUGUGCCCCAUGCCGCAUUGUCUGUAUCUACAGUCAACACAGAGAGCCGCGGCGUGGGGAUCAAGCAGAGUCAGCUCUCUGUGAGCUCCCAUACUGUACAAGUAUGUACUUGUGAUUAUUAUGUUCGAUGAAUAUUUUUCUACAUGUUAUUCUAUAAUAUCGAAUUAAAUAUAAAAGACCGUAAGGUAGUUUUUAUAAUGUCAUUGUAAUGUUAAUUAUAAAUAAUUAUAGUUGCAAACUUUAUAUACAUAAUUCUAUGUCUUCUAGGAGGAUGAAUUAUUAAAAGCCGUGCGAAAUAGCGAAUCAUUACGCUUGACAUUUACUUUGCAUUUGACGGAGAGUACAUCCGUCGAGUGGGAAACAGUCGUAUGGCGUCGUUGUCUCUACAUUCGCGUGCCAAGCUGCCUUUUACCAGAAGGUUCAAAAGAAGGUUUCGUCUCUCUCUUGGAAUACGCUGAAGAAACAUUGCGAUGUAAAAAUAUCAUCAUUUGUCUGCGUAAAGACAGAACGGAUCGAGGUACUUGUCGUCAACCGUUCUUUGAGUCCAAUGAAAAUGAUUACAAGGAGAAAGAUUUUUCGUCUAAAACACUUUGUUGUUAUGGUCUAGCAAUGCUGGUUCGUACCUUCAUGUUUUUGGGCUUCAGUGUUCUACCGCCGACUCACUCCUUGGUACCACCAGGCAGUGAUGCUGGCAAUCUCUACAUGCUCUAUGUCAUC
Heterotrigona itama is the source of this 717-nucleotide messenger RNA. The record is from the annotation of a GenBank genome assembly. NCBI's taxonomy places the organism in Eukaryota, Metazoa, Arthropoda, Insecta, Hymenoptera, Apidae.